AUGACUUUGAAAAAUUCGGACGACGCCUUUCUUGUGUGUGGAAUAGACUUCAAGCUAUCGCUUUUGUCAAAAACACCUCAUUAUCAGGCAAAUCAGCAAGAACUAGCCUCAGACUAUGAUAGGAUGGUACAACACGAGAAACCAACCAAGAACAUCUGGGGUGAUCAUGAAUAUCAUCGGUCGGCAUCUUUUGAUAGGGAUGAAUAUGAUCCACACAAAGACCCUAAAGGUUAUCAGACGGGGAGCGAUUGGAAUGAGGCUGGACCGAACACUCACUUAAAACAUAAUAACCCUGGAGAAAAAGAAGGAUACCACAAAUCCAGGCCUGGUUAUAACAAUAUGGAACAUCAUAGUCGUCAAUCUCAACGGUACCCCGACGUAAAUGAUCGAUAUAUGAAUACUCAAGAUGAGCAAUUUGAAAGUAAUGAUGAAGAAAAUAGAUACAAUGAAAAGUUUGGAAAUGAUGGAAGAUUUCAAAAUGAAAAUAAUCCAAACACAAAUAAAAAUCCGCAUUCAACAACGACAGAUCUAUUUCAAAGAAAUCCUUCAGCCACUAUUGCUACUACAGAUGGUAUGAUUUCGCAAGAAAAACUUGAUGAAAACCUACAUGAAGUAUUGUCCGGUUACCCGACUGACUCUAGUGAGAUGAAUGAUACAAACAAUAACAAAGAAGAGCAGGAUAUUCCAGUCGGUGCUGAUUCUGAAAAGGAGGAUACUUCACUGGAAAAAGAAGAAAAUAUUGACCAAGAGGUACCAGAACCUAAUUCCCAGAAUAAUGAUAACGGGGAGAGACCGACUUAUGAGCUAACACAUGAGACUUCCACGUCAUUAAUUUCCCAAAAGGAAUUAGCAGUCAUACCAAUCUAUACCACCGUGCCAAUUAAGUCUACAUUACUACAGAGUUCGAAAACUUCGCAAGAGCAAACCGUAUCGGAGCAGAAGGUUAACAGGAAAACCACAGUGCACAAAAAUGAUAAAAUCGCAACAGGGAAACCUACAAUUCAUAAGAAUGGACGUAUUAGGACAGUUAAACCUGUAAUUCAACAGAAAACUCAAGAAUCAACAGAAAUGCAUGAUACUAAACACACUUAUAAAACAGAUGUGAAUCAGGAUACUGACAGGCCGGAGAUAACAGUUCACAAUAACAAUAAUGGUAGAUCCAUGCCGGGUAUCGAUACGAGAUACAAAACUGACAAAAAUGUUGUUACACAACAGCGAAUGAGUGUCAAUAGUGGCCCAAUUGAUAAAGGUGAUUUCAGGGAAGACCCAAAAACUGUUAAAAAAACAAAUAAUAGCACUAAUGAUAAGACAAUACAUGAUUCAAGGCUUCGUAUAUUCGAUUCUUAUUAA
Mytilus trossulus (common blue mussel) is the source of this 1350-nucleotide messenger RNA. Its product is annotated as serum response factor homolog B-like. Bases 1 to 1350 code for a protein of 449 amino acids. The transcript is spliced from 2 exons. The record is from RefSeq and is a predicted model, not a curated record. Lineage: Eukaryota; Metazoa; Mollusca; Bivalvia; Mytilida; Mytilidae.